CAUUUAGGAGCGGGGCGGGGGACGGCGGAGCCGGGAGGGAGCGCGGCAUGGAGCGGGCGGCGGGGCCCGGGAGCACCUCGCUGGCCGAGGGGUUCAUCAAAUCGCCGCGGCCGCUGAUGAAGAAGCAGGCGGUGAAACGGCACCAUCACAAACACAACCUCAAGCAUCGCUACGAGUUCCUGGAAACGCUGGGGAAGGGAACGUAUGGGAAGGUGAAGAAAGCACGGGAGCGCUCCGGGAAGCUGGUGGCCAUCAAGUCCAUCCGGAAGGACAGAAUCAAAGACGAACAGGACCUUGUCCAUAUCCGGAGGGAGAUAGAGAUCAUGUCGUCCCUCAACCACCCCCACAUCAUCGCUGUCCACGAAGUGUUUGAGAACAGCAGCAAGAUCGUCAUCGUGAUGGAGUACGCCAGCAAAGGGGACCUGUACGACUACAUCAGCGAGCGGCAGCGGCUGUCGGAGCAGGAGGCUCGCCACUUCUUCCGGCAGGUUGUGUCGGCCGUCUACUACUGCCAUAAGAAUGGGAUCGUUCACAGGGACCUGAAGCUGGAGAACAUCCUUCUCGAUGCCAACGGGAACAUCAAGAUUGCAGACUUUGGCCUGUCCAACGUUUACCAGCAGGACAAAUUCCUGCAGACGUACUGCGGUAGUCCCCUCUAUGCAUCACCUGAAAUCAUCAAUGGACGGCCCUACAAAGGCCCAGAGGUGGACAGUUGGUCCCUCGGUGUCCUCCUCUACAUCUUGGUCCAUGGCACGAUGCCCUUCGAUGGCCAUGACUACAAGACCCUGGUUAAGCAGAUCACCAACGGGGACUACCGGGAACCCACGAAGCUGUCAGAUGCCUGUGGGCUGAUCCGCUGGAUGCUGAUGGUGAACCCGGAGCGCCGUGCCACCAUCGAGGACAUCGCCACGCACUGGUGGGUCAACUGGGGCUACCGCGUGCCCGUCGGCGAGCAGGAGCUGCUGCGGGAGAGCAGCGAGUCCCCGCUGGCCACGGUGGCCGAGUGGCUGCGGCGUUCCUCCCGCCCCCUCUUCGAGAACGGCUCCAAGGUGCGGUGCUUCUUCAAGCAGCACAUCCCCGGGGUGGCCCUGGAGCGGCAGCGCUCCCUCAAGAAGUCCAAGAAGGAGAACGACGUCUCCCACGCGCUGCAGGAAGGGGCUGCGGCCCCGGAGAACCCCUCCAAGUCCAUCCUCAAGCGACCCAAGGGCAUCCUGAAGAAGAGGAAUUCCUGCGAGCAGAAGGUGCCCGUCCCUCCGCCAGCAGCUCCUGGGGGAGAGGCGAAGAGUGAGGAUGGGGACGUGACUGCCAUGGGGCUGAGCCCAGUGCUGCCUUCUGCGGUGCUGGGGGGCAGCGAGGGCAGCGGUGUGGUCCCUGUGGCUGCGCCCAAGAAGGGAAUCCUAAAGAAGCCCCCGAAGAGGGAAUCAGGGUAUUACUCAUCCCUGGAGUGCUGCGAGUCCGCGGACGUCCUGGAUGCGGGGAGCUUGGACUUCGAGAGCAGCGUGUUUGCUGACAGCCCCUCCGCCGAGCAGGGCCCCCCCGUCCUCCCCGGCAGCCUGAAGGGCAUCCUCAAGCACAGCAGCAAAUACACCGGCAGCGCUGAGCCCCACAGCCCCCCCAGGCAGAGCUUCGGGUGCUUUGACGAGGUGUCCUUGCCCAAACCCCCCCUCGCCCCCCGCCCUCGUCCAUCCAGCGCUGUGAGCGAGGACAGCAUCCUCUCCACCGAGUCCUUCGAGCAGCUCGACCUCCCCCCACGCGUCCCCCCCGGCAGCAGCGGGGCCAUGCGGGGUUGCGUCUCCGCCGACAGCCUCCUGCGCUUGGAGGAGGAGGAGGAGGUGGAUGAAGGGCGCAGGCUGCGCCGCUGGACCGUGACGCAUUGCCCCAGCGCGCUGAGGGAGAGCCGCUUCUCCCUGGAGAGCUGUGACAAUGUCACCGAGGUGUACCGGCACGCCGUGGCCAUCAGCAUGAAGCUGAGCUGAGGGCUGGCUGUAGGGAUGGGGUCCCUGAGCUUGGGACAGCCCCCCGCUGUGGGGAGAGGGGGCACAAGCCCCCUCCCUGGGGCUCGCUUCUACCUGGGGAGGGGGCUGCCCUGUGUUCCCCCUAUUUAUUUUUGCAGCCUCUGGGAGGAGGUUGGAUGCGCACAGGGAUGAGGUUGUGGGGUGGGGAGGGGGAUGCCCUGAGGGCACAUCUCAGAGGAUGGGGGCAAUAAGAGGACCAAAGCCCUAAGCUGCC
Messenger RNA from Numida meleagris (helmeted guineafowl), 2229 nucleotides. RefSeq names its product NUAK family kinase 2 (gene NUAK2). The record is from RefSeq and is a predicted model, not a curated record. Bases 48 to 1976 code for a protein of 642 amino acids. Lineage: Eukaryota; Metazoa; Chordata; Aves; Galliformes; Numididae. Gene Ontology annotation, molecular function: tau-protein kinase activity; ATP binding; protein serine/threonine kinase activity. Gene Ontology annotation, cellular component: cytoplasm. Gene Ontology annotation, biological process: protein phosphorylation; microtubule cytoskeleton organization; intracellular signal transduction. The transcript is spliced from 7 exons.